AUGUCUUCAUCUUCUCUUCCUCAUCUCCUCUUCUGCUUCUUGAUCUUCUUCUCAAGUACUAAUACUGUUUUCUCACUUCCGGUACCGCUUCUUACUCCGAUAGAAAAAGACCAUCCUAGUCUUCAACACACAACCACAAUUCACCAUGGUACUCCAUUUACGCCAACUAAAUUACUUAUCGACUUGAGUUCUUCCUUUAGUUGGAUUCACUAUAAUACUACAAACUUCACCUCUAAUUCCCACAACCCAAUUCCUUGCGAUUCCCCACUUUGCAAAUCUCUUGGUUCCUUGGCAUGUUCUAACCAAACCUGUUCACUCUUCCCCGAAAACCCGUUAACCCGGAGAGCUACUAUAGCUGCCUCGGUCCAGGACUUAGUGGCUUUGCCAAGUACCGACGGUCGUAACCCGGGGCCGCACACUUCCGUGUCCGAUUUCAUUUUCGCCUCUUCUUCUCAACCACAACUUCUUCACGGAUUGCCAGCGGAUGUUAGUGGUGUUUUCGCACUUGGCCGGUCGGACUUAUCGUUUCCGGCGCAGGUCAGCAGGGCUUUCUCUUUGCCUUACAUAUUUACGUUGUGUCUAUCAAGCUCACCUUCUGCUCCAGGUGUUGGUUUUUUCGGUACUCGUGGACCUUUUAUAUUUCAUCCGGAAAUUGACCUUUCGAAUUCACUUGUUUACACUCCGCUCAUACUGAACCCCGUUAGUCAUACCGUUAUGACUUAUCACAAGAUCCCAUCACCGGAGUAUUACAUCGGUGUAAGUUCCGUUAGGGUUAACGGAAAACCUGUGCUGAUUAACGAGAAAUUAUUGACCAUUGAUGAGAACGGAUAUGGUGGGACCAAGAUAAACAGUGUUGUACCGUACACCACAAUGGAGAGUUCAAUUUACAGAGCAUUUACUAAAAUGUUUAUACAAGAAGCUGCUUUGAUGAACCUUACUAUGACAAAACCGGUGAGGCCUUAUGGCGUUUGUUUCAAGUCGGAUGUACUAGGGCAUACAAGAGUGGGACCAGCUGUUCCUACCGUUGAUUUUGUGAUGCAUCAUGAUAGAGUUUAUUGGAGGUUUUUUGGUGGAAAUUUGAUGGUUAGGAUUCCGGGUGAUGAUGCUAGUGAUGAUGGUGAUGGUGGUAAAUGGUGUUUAGGCUUCGUAGAUGGCGGGAUUAACGCAACAACCUCAGUUGUGAUUGGUGCACAUCAAAUUGAGAAUAAUCUUAUUCAGUUUGAUCUAAGGCUGAGAAGGUUUGGAUUUAGUUCUUCACUUAUGACUAGGGAAACUACUUGUGCUAAUUUUAAUUUUACAAUAAACCCUAAAUUGAAUUGGUAG
Molecule: messenger RNA, 1323 nt
Organism: Papaver somniferum (opium poppy)
Lineage: Eukaryota; Viridiplantae; Streptophyta; Magnoliopsida; Ranunculales; Papaveraceae
Product: basic 7S globulin 2-like
Exons: 1
Coding region: 1-1323 (440 amino acids)
Biological process (GO): proteolysis
Molecular function (GO): aspartic-type endopeptidase activity
Source: RefSeq, a predicted model, not a curated record